Linepithema humile (Argentine ant) is the source of this 1800-nucleotide messenger RNA. RefSeq lists its product as uncharacterized. Gene Ontology annotation, cellular component: cytoplasmic vesicle. The record is from RefSeq and is a predicted model, not a curated record. Lineage: Eukaryota; Metazoa; Arthropoda; Insecta; Hymenoptera; Formicidae.
GUAGCAGUUGCAAGCAGCUUGAAGCAUUCGAAGUCCGGCAUUCGAGAUAUUGGUCACAUUCCGGCCUAGCAGUGGUGUUUGUUGUAUGUGUUGUACAUCGUUGCCGUGUGCAUUCUUAACAUUCGAGAAAACUUUGAUUCUGCACAAUUUUCGAUACUAUUCGUACUAAAAUGAAGUCGACUUACGUGAUUUGCGCCUUACUGUGUGCAACGAUGAGUUUAUUUGUGCUGGCCAACGGUGCAGCACCGGGAAAGUCUGUGACUGAAAAACAAAUAUCGUCAAGCACUACAGUGGAGCCACAAAAUAAUAUUAAUACUAGUGUUGUUAAUAAUACAACAGUACCGAUUACAACAACUGCUUUGCCUCAAAUUAAUACUAAUGCAUCUAUUUCCACAUCUACUACUUCUACAUCUAUUACUCCUGCAUCUACUACUCUUACAUCUACUACUUUAGCAUCUACUACUCAUGCACCUCCUACUCAUACAUCUACUAUUCCUACAUCUACUAUCUCUACUAAAUUAACCGAAAAGACUACUGUAACACCACCGGUAACGAGCACCAAUGCUUCAAAUUUAAUACCUACUACGACUCAAUCACAAACGACGGCAGUACCACUUCCACCGUCCUCUUCUAAGGAUCGUCAUUUUGAUGGGCUAAGUUUCUUUGGUGGCAUUAUUCUUACUACAUGCCUGAUGGCAAUCGCUGUAUUUUCGUGGAAAUUCUACAGACAAUGCAAUGAAGGAAAUUAUCGUACACUGUGAUAAUGUACAAGGCUAUAACAAACUUUCGACAAUGUAAUCACAGUUAAUGGAAAUAAGAAUACUACGAUAAUUAUUUUAUUGUAAUAAUAUUGCGUAUUUUUAUAACGCAGAUAAGUGUUGCGCGGUUUAAGUGCUCUUAGUAAUGUAAUGUGCAACAAGUUCCGUUUUUCUUGAUCUAUAUCUAGAUGUGUAUGUUGUGCGCGCACGCACAUUUACACACAUUCACACGCACGCACAUGUUUACACACACAUACACACACACACUGCGCGCGCGCGCGUGUGUGUUUGUAAAAGUCAAAUCUCACAGGUAUCUAAACGACAACAUCGUUUAUAUGCGCGUUUUAUUAGUGGGUUAAAGAGAUAGGAUGUUCAUAAAAGUUGGAAUCAAAUUUAUACAAUGUGUUAAUGGAAUCCAAUAAGUGAAUAAGUGAAUAAAGCGAAAAAAUUUACUUACAAUUAGAAAAAUACUCUCCUACAAUACAUCUCAGCAAUAAACAAGCCGAUAAAGUAUAAUCUAAAUUAAAUAAUUAUCAAACAAUUCUACUCAUGAAUCUUUGAACAUUUAUAACUUUGGAAUAAAACAUUUUCGAACAUGAGUUUAUAUAAAUUUUAUUCAUCUAUGGGAACUUCGUUAAUACACUAUACAUUUGAUUCCAACCUUUACGGAUAUCCUGUGUAACUAGUUGCAUGAUGCAAAUAAUAGGGCAGAAUUAGAGAAUGCAAAAGGAGAGCGGUAGAAUAGAAAGGAAGCAGUAGAAAGUGGGCGUAUUAAAUGUGCAAACGCUGAUGACCAAUGAAACAUUCCGCGAAGAGAACGAAAGAUAGAUUAUAGUUUUUUAAACGUGCAUUAAUUUCCACUUUUUAUUAAUUUUAGCUUAGACUCUACACAAUUGUCAGCGAAACGCAAGUUGUAUCUUUAAUCUAUGGUAAGCUGUACAUAUCCUAUGGUAGAGUUGUGUAAGAUUUGAUUUUUCUAUGAACCAAGAAGGAGAGAAAGUACUUGACAUGAAAAACAAGAGCUCGAUAUUAGAAUCUCAAA